CGCAGGCGCCGACGGAGGGGCGUGUGCACACCCGCGUCCGCGUCAUCAGGCCUCCGGUGGUAGCGAGGUUCCCGAGUUUAGUGUAUGGUUUUCCCAGCCAAGCGGUUUUGCGAGGUGCCACACAUGGAGGGCGUACGCUGGGCCUUUUCCUGUGGCACUUGGCUGCCCAGCCGGGCCGAAUGGUUGCUGGCGGUGCGGUCGAUCCAGCCCGAGGAGAAGGAGCGCAUUGGCCAGUUCGUGUUCGCCCGCGACGCUAAAGCAGCCAUGGCUGGUCGUCUGAUGAUGAGAAAAUUAGUUGCAGAGAAGUUGAAUAUCCCUUGGAAUAAUAUUCGCCUGCAAAGAACUGCUAAGGGAAAACCAGUUCUUGCCAAGGACUCAUUGAAUCCUUAUCCCAAUUUCAACUUCAACAUCUCUCAUCAAGGGGACUAUGCAGUGCUUGCUGCAGAACCUGAGCUACAAGUUGGCAUUGAUAUCAUGAAGACCAGUUUUCCAGGUCGAGGUUCAAUUUCUGAAUUUUUUCACAUUAUGAAAAGAAAAUUUACCAACAAGGAGUGGGAAACAAUCAGAAGCUUUAAUAAUGAAUGGACUCAACUGGAUAUGUUUUACAGACAUUGGGCACUGAAAGAAAGCUUCAUAAAAGCCAUUGGUGUUGGAUUGGGGUUUGAAUUACAGCGACUUGAAUUUGAUAUUUCUCCAUUAAACUUGGAUAUAGGCCAGGUUUAUAAAGAAACACGUUUGUUCCUGGAUGGGGAGGAAGAAAAAGAAUGGGCAUUUGAGGAAAGCAAAAUAGAUGAGCAUCAUUUUGUUGCAGUAGCUCUUAGAAAACCUGAUGGAUCUAGACAUCAAAAUGUUUCAUCUCAAGAUGAUUCUAAACCAACCCAGAGGCAGUUUAAGAUUCUUAACUUUAAUGAUUUAAUAGCUUCUGCUGUGCCCAUGACUCCUGAAGAUCCUUCCUUUUGGGACUGUUUUUGCUUCACAGAAGAAAUACCAAUACGAAAUGGUACAAAGUCAUGAUAUGAUUCCCUAAGAAAAAAAGGGAAGGGGAAACUGUAAUCUUCCAUAAUCACUGAAAAAUAAAUGCCUGAUAGUAUCAAAUUUUGUUUAAUUAAACAUUUUUUUAAAGACCCCAGUGCUUCUUAAAAAACAGAUUUCCAGUUCAGUAUCAUCCAUUUAAAAAGACUUUUACUUCUUCUUGUCUAAAAUUGUAAUUUGGCGAUAGAAAAGAUUACAGAAUCUUAGGUGAUAAUAUGCAUUGUAUAAAAAGAAGUGAAAUAUGCUUAAAGGAAACAUUUAAAUCCUAUCUCUCAGAUAACUACUCUUAAAACUUCCAGUAUCUUUCCAGACCUUUUUCUUGCAAAUGAAUCCAUAUAAACACUUUUUAAUGGGAACAUACUAUUUUGUAUUUUUAAACUGUACAUCUACUGUUCAUGAUACCUCUGUUGCAUAAACUUCUAGUGGUUCUAAAGUGCUCUCAUGUGACUAACAUCAGUCAAGAUGCUUUUGAGCAGCACUAACAAUAUCCAAAUAUGAGUGGCUUAAUUACCCCAGAACACAGGUCCUGAAAUCAUCUUUAGGACACAUUUUUGUUUUCUCUUUUGCCUUAGUCUCAUCCCCUUCUCAACCACAGGAAGUGCUGCUGUGACUUCUAGGUUUACAUUGCCAUCAACUUAUGACAUCUAUGAAUGAAGAUUUCUCCUCAUUUUCCAUCUACUCACAUUGGUCACAGAGAAGGCCCAUGCUGGUGACAUUUUACCACUGUUAGAAGUAGUCUGUAUGGGAACAGAACGACUGAAGGCAAGAAAGUGGCAUUGAGGUGAUGCUUACUGCCUUGCAUAGUUUAAAGAUGGACCAUAUGUGCACAUUUUCCUCUGUUAGAAUUUUUUACUGUGUUUUGUUACUGUAAGCAGUAAUAAAAGCUCUUUGACAUUCUGUGCUACAUGCUUAGUUAUGUCUUCAGGAGAGUUUUCAGAGUGAAAUGACUGGUUCAAAGGGCUCUUAAAUUGUUACUUAGCCUUUGGUACAUUAUACCAUUUUAUAAGUAUACCAUACAUCUUGAAAAAGUCUGUGCAGUUUACUCCUUAUUUAAUAGUAUAUGUGAGACCACUGCCUCUUGUAUACUCUGGUCAGCUGUGGAUACCAACUCGGUUUUGGUUUUUUUUGAGGCAUUUUGCUUGUUUGUUUCCCUCUUUGUAUUUAAUCUUUGCCUGUAUAACUAAAAAGUAAUGUUAUAUUUUAAAUUUUUAUUUCUUUCACUAAAAAUGAGGUAGAUUGUCAGUGUUAUUGGUUAUUUGCAUUCCUUUUUACGGACCUCUUCAUGUUAAUCUUUUUAUUUUAGUAAAUAAGACUUAAUUUAAAGUGUGAACAUAAUAUAUUACAAUGCUGAGACCAUCAUAUUGAUGACAGAAUCUGUUAUUUGGUUGUAGUGCAUGUUCUGGGCAAUUAGUCUUAUUACUGUCUUACUACUGUUAAAUAUCAAGAAGUGAAAUAAUGUCAGUUUCUAUUACUAACAUUAAAAUUGUGUGUAAAUUAUAUAAAAUUAGAUACCUAGUUUAAAAAAGUAUGUUUUAUAAUUUUUUUAUUAAGCAUGCUCAAUUAUUUCAGGUCUACAUAAUUAAAGUACCUUUGUAGUAGAUGAAAUGUUAUCUGCAUGAGUGAUGUGAAAUGUCAUCUGUCUUGUCAUUAUAAUAAAAUAAUAACAACUAUGGAA
Molecule: messenger RNA, 2707 nt
Organism: Jaculus jaculus (lesser Egyptian jerboa)
Lineage: Eukaryota; Metazoa; Chordata; Mammalia; Rodentia; Dipodidae
Gene: Aasdhppt
Product: aminoadipate-semialdehyde dehydrogenase-phosphopantetheinyl transferase
Exons: 6
Coding region: 85-1014 (309 amino acids)
Cellular component (GO): cytosol
Molecular function (GO): holo-[acyl-carrier-protein] synthase activity; magnesium ion binding
Source: RefSeq, a predicted model, not a curated record